Messenger RNA from Dicrocoelium dendriticum, 648 nucleotides. Lineage: Eukaryota; Metazoa; Platyhelminthes; Trematoda; Plagiorchiida; Dicrocoeliidae. The record is from the annotation of a GenBank genome assembly.
AUGGACCGUAAGCGUGAACUUUGUGCCUUUCUCGGCAAUGCGGCGCACGCAACCGGGCACGGUAAAGACGGGCUCUACUACCGUGAGGAAUUGCAGUUCGAAAGAGUUGUUAAUCAAACGAACCCUGAAUAUCGAAGUGUGGGUUCUAGAAACAGUUAUAAGAUGAGCGACAAACCAGUUCUAUUUCGAAAAAACUCCAUAAAGCAUGGCCAAGUUCGUUUUCUUGCUGCCUCAUAUCAUGGACGAGGACCACUGCAACUCUCCUGGGGAUAUAACUAUGGUGAUUACAGCAAGUUCUUGUACAACGAUCCUCAGGUUCUAUUGGAGAAUCCUGAUCAACUACUUGAUAAGCCCGAGGUUGGCAUCGGUGCAGCCAUCUGGUUUUGGAUGACGCAGCCAGAUUGGAGACCGGAGUACAUACCGCAUAAAAUGAUGUACAAGCCAGAGGACGGAAAUUCAUGGGGAUUCGGUCAUACUAUAAUGGCUAUAAGUGGUGGACUUGAAUACGAUGCCAAGGAGAACGGGAAGGGGAAUCGUGAUGUCCUUGUAACGCGGAGGAUCGACUAUUAUCGCCGUUGUGCGGCGCACUUCAAGAUAUCCGUCGGCAAGAAUGGGGAAAAGAUGGAUACAAGUGGUCUGCUAAGAUGA